ACUUAUAAAUACUAGAGAGUUCUAAUUCCAGAAUUGAAUUACGAAUUAUCCAAAGAAUCUUUAUAAAUAGGGGACUAUAUUUUUUGUUUAAAGUAAAUUCAUCGAUCUUUCACUUCCACUUUCGUUUUUCUCCCUCUCAGGACAUCCUGUAUUAACAGUGAAAAGUGCAUCUGAAGAGACAGAAUGCAAGGACCCGGGGGUGGCAGGGAUCGUUUCUUUGAUUUUGGCGAUCCUUUUGGUGGUUUUGGAGGCUUUGGUUCCUUUGGACCUCCCAGGAGUUUAAUCUCAAGCUUUUUUGGGGGUAGGGACCCAUUUAAUGAUCCUUUCUUCGCCCGACCUUUUGGAGGGAUGUUUGAGUCUAGUCCCUUUGGUGGUCCUACUGGAUUUCCUUUCCCCCCUGGUAUGAAUCCAUCUGGGUUCCUUGAGCAUCCAGCCCCGGGUUUGGAUCCAUCUGGCUUCCUUGUGCGUCAAGCUCCAGAGCCUAGUAGACAAAGGAGGGGACCAAUCAUUCAGGAAUUGAACUCUGAUGAAGAAAAUGAGGAAGCAACGGAGGAGAGGAAAGGCAAUCCGAGAAAGCAUGGUAGGUCAGACAGUGAACCCUCUGUUGAACAUCCAGAUGAUGAAAUUGAAGGGAAGAGGAGUAGACUGGCUGGAAAUGAGAGCAGAAUCAAUAUAACUGGGCCUCGGCCUCAAUCUCACAGCUUCUGCUUCCAGAGCUCAACUGUCAGCUACGGUGGUCCAAAUGGGAUGUAUUAUACAUCCUCAAGGGCAAGGAGGAGUGGAAGUGAUGGAGUGACCUUUGAAGAGAGGAAGGAGGCUGAUAGUUCAACAAGGAAAGCUUCUCACCUAAUUUCUAGAGGCAUUCGUGGCAAGGGACAUUCUCUCUCAAGAAAUCUGAAUUCAGAUGGUAGGGUAGAUACUAUGCAGACUCUGCACAAUAUAAAUGAAGAUGAGCUUGCUGGCUUUGAAGAAGAAUGGGAGGAAAAGGGUCAAAAGUAUUUGCCUGGAUGGACUGGCAGUGUUGAAGCUAGCGGUAGUAAUAGACAAGCAGUGCAGGCCAGGCGCGGAGGUUGGGCACUCCCUUCUUCGGAGCAUAGUCAUGCCGUGGGAACAAUAUCUGAAGCUAGAGAUGAAGUUGGUCCUCGCACACAGGAGAGGGUUAGGACAAAUUCAACUGGUAGGAAUGCAUACCGUCCAGGAGUAGAGCGUGGCCGAAACUAAGGCCCUAAUGUUUUGCUCAAAUACCUGACUCCCAAAUUAACCAUCUACUAACCCCUCUGCAAUCUUCAUGUUAGUAACUGAUAGUGUGCUUCUUCCUUUUCCCUAUAUAGCUAUAUGACCAUUUUGGCCGUUACUCUUAUGCUUUUAUUGGAUGGGUUUGUCCAUUGAAAUUGUUAUGGUGAUCAUAGGGGUCUGAGACCUGAAUGCAUAACAAAAUUUAUAGCUGUCAUUCAUGAGGCAUGAGGUGUUUAGUUGUUU
This is a messenger RNA of Glycine soja, 1479 nucleotides long. RefSeq lists its product as uncharacterized. The record is from RefSeq and is a predicted model, not a curated record. The transcript is spliced from 7 exons. Bases 184 to 1221 code for a protein of 345 amino acids. NCBI's taxonomy places the organism in Eukaryota, Viridiplantae, Streptophyta, Magnoliopsida, Fabales, Fabaceae.